GGGUUGUUGCUCCGCGCGCUUCCACCAGGGACCGCUCGAGCUACCCAAGCUCCCUGCGUCUACCCGGCGGCGCCCCCGCGCGUGCUCACUAGGAGCAGCGCGCGCCCCGGAAUCGCCGGAGCCGCCUCUGCCUUAGGCCUCCGCUCCCCAAGCGACUGCCCAAACUAGGCCUCGGUGGCUGGAUACGAGAGCGCUCUGGGGACAAAUAUCCUCCCUCCACUGUGGUCUGCAUUCCUCCGGCCCCUGAGCCACUCUGGGGCGGGAAGUGUUAGCGUCUCUGUUGCGCUGCAGCGCGGGAGGAAGGAGGAGGCCGAUCCCGGGGCGGAGUUCGGGCGGACUCGGGCUAGACCGAGCGAGACGCCGGCGCUGCCCGGAUGUUGCGAUGGCUGAUCGGGGGAGGCCGAGAACCGCAGGGACUGGCCGAGAAAUCUCCUUUACAGACAAUAGGUGAAGAACAAACCCAGAACCCCUACACUGAGUUGCUUGUACUGAAAGCUCACCAUGAUAUUGUACGAUUUCUGGUACAGUUAGAUGGCUACAGAUUUGCAUCUGCUGGUGAUGAUGGAAUUAUAGUUGUGUGGAAUGCCCAGACAGGGGAAAAACUUUUAGAACUGAAUGGACACACUCAAAAGAUAACAGCUAUUGUUACAUUUCCUUCCUUGGAAUCUUGUGAAGAAAAACAUCAACUCAUCUUGACAGCCUCUGCUGAUAGAACAGUUAUUGUGUGGGACAGUGAGAAUGGCAGACAAGUUCAGAGAAUAUCUUGCUUCCAGUCUACUGUAAAGUGUUUGACUGUUCUUCAGAGACUAGAUGUUUGGCUUUCUGGUGGGAAUGACCUGUGUGUGUGGAACCGAAAAUUAGAUCUCCUGUGUAAGACUAGCCACCUUUCUGAUACAGGUAUUAGUGCUUUGGUUGAAAUACCUAAGAACUGUGUUGUGGCAGCAGUUGGCAAAGAACUGAUAAUUUUCAGGUUGGUAGCACCCACAGAAGGAUCACUAGAAUGGGAUAUUCUUGAAGUUAAGCGCCUCCUUGAUCACCAGGACAAUAUUCUCUCAUUGAUUAAUGUCAAUGAUUUGAGUUUUGUCACUGGCUCGCACAUUGGAGAGCUGAUCAUCUGGGAUGCCCUGGACUGGACCGUGCAGGCCUACGAACGCAACUUCUGGGACCCAUCUCCACAACUGGACACCCAACAGGAAAUAAAACUCUGUCAGAAAUCAAAUGACAUUUCUAUUCAUCAUUUCACAUGUGAUGAAGAGAAUGUAUUUGCUGCAGUUGGAAGGGGUUUAUACGUGUAUAACCUUCAAAUGAAGCGUGUGAUUGCCUGCCAGAAAACUGCACAUGACUCCAAUGUCCUGCACAUUGCCAGACUUCCAAACAGGCAGUUAAUCUCAUGCUCAGAAGAUGGCAGUGUACGCAUUUGGGAGUUACGAGAAAAACAGCAGCUUGCAGCUGAGCCUGUACCAACAGGUUUUUUUAACAUGUGGGGAUUUGGAAGAGUCAACAAACAAGCCAGCCAACCUGUUAAAAAGCAGCAAGAAAAUGCUACUUCAUGUUCACUGGAGCUUAUUGGAGAUUUGAUUGGACACUCAUCAUCUGUGGAGGUGUUUCUGUACUUUGAAGAUCAUGGACUGGUGACAUGCUCUGCUGAUCAUCUCAUUAUUUUGUGGAAAAAUGGAGAGCGAGAAUCUGGAUUGCGCAGUUUAAGAUUAUUUCAAAAAUUAGAGGAGAAUGGUGACUUAUACCUUGCUGUCUAAGGAAUUAAAAGUACACAUGUAUGAACCUUGUACAUCAAAUAUAGGUACGACUCUGAAAACCAUUAACAUAUUCAUCAUUUAAAUUUGUAAAUUUUGUCCAUAAAAUUCUAAGUUUAACUUUUUUGUGGACCUACCAACCAGGAACAUGUUACUUCUCAGGUCCUAGUACAUCCUCCAAAGAAUAUAUCACAAGUUUUCCAUUUGAC
Molecule: messenger RNA, 1960 nt
Organism: Saimiri boliviensis boliviensis (Bolivian squirrel monkey)
Lineage: Eukaryota; Metazoa; Chordata; Mammalia; Primates; Cebidae
Gene: WDR41
Product: WD repeat domain 41
Biological process (GO): regulation of autophagy
Cellular component (GO): lysosomal membrane
Molecular function (GO): protein binding
Source: RefSeq, a predicted model, not a curated record